UCAUUGCUCUUCACCUGCAUCUGCCUCUGUCCACAAGCCUUGAAAAAUCUAAACUUCAAUUCAACCACCCUUUCUGAACCAAAAAAAGAAGAAAGAAACCUUUUCCCCCUUUCCCCUGUUCUACUUGCUUACGACAACAAGCACAGGAAUCUUUGGCGACAAAAUUUUGAAAUGGUGAUGUUGGCCAGUUUUCUUAAAGACCCUGAAUUUGCUAAUGUGGAUUCAAGUGAAAACGAGUCUGUUCCUUUUAAAGGAACGAUUUUGAGGACUAAAAGUGGUAAAUUUGCUUCAUCCAUCUCGGAGCCUUGUGUUUCUUGUACCACCUUCAACAUCCUGGCUCCUAUCUACAAGCGCUUGGACCAGCAGAAUCAGAGCGUACGUGAAAGUGAUUUUAGAACAUUUUGGUUAGCUAGAAAUGAGAGGAUAGUUGAUUGGCUGCUUUACGAAAGCUCUUCCAUUAUAUGUCUCCAGGAAUUUUGGGUUGGAAAUGAAGAAUUGGUGCAAAUGUAUGAACAAAGGCUCGGUGCUGCCGGCUAUAACACCUUUAAGCUUGCAAGAACCAAUAACCGAGGAGAUGGUUUGUUGAUUGCUGUACACAAGGGGAACUUCAGGAUUUUAAAUUACAAGGAGUGGCUCUUCAAUGACUUUGGAGACCGUGUUGCUCAAUUGUUACAUGUUCAAUCAAUUAUCCCUUUCAGUAAGGACGACGAUACCGAACAAGAGACACUUAUUGUGAAUACUCACCUAUUAUUUCCUCAUGAUUCCAGUUUAUCCAUUGUAAGACUGCACCAGGUUUAUAAAAUACUACAAUAUAUCGAAACAUAUCAGAGAGAACAUAAACUCAGCCAAGCACCUGUCAUACUCUGCGGUGACUGGAACGGAAGCAAACGUGGGCAUGUUUACAAGUUCCUGAGGUCCCAGGGAUUUGAAUCGUCGUACGAUAUCGCUCAUGAAUAUGCGGAUAGUGAUCACAAGUGGGUUAGCCAUCGAAAUCAUAGAGGAAACAUCUGCGGUGUCGAUUUCAUAUGGCUUCGUAACCCUAACAAGUCGAUAAAACCAUUGAAAAUAAGUUGGGCUGAAGCAGCUUUCGGUAUAAUAAAGUAUCAACUGCAAAAGGCUUCAUUGGAUGAAAAAGAUGCCUUUGACUUUCUAAGGGGCGACGACAAUGGCAACUACAUAACGUAUUCGGCUUUCUGUGAUGCACUUAAACAGCUAAAUUUAACCGGUCUUCCUCAUGGACUAAGUUUCCAGGAGAUGAAAGAGCUUUGGGUCCAAGCAGACGUCGAUGGCAAUGGCGUUCUUGACUACGAAGAAUUUAAGAGAAUUUGGAACUCUACAUGUUCAGUACAUAUGGAUGAAGAUAGCAACACGGAGGACUCCAAUGAUGGCUCCACGAAAGAAGCCAUCGGUUUUGCGGUGAAGAAUGCGAUGCUCUUCCCCCGUGAAGUGGAAAGGGGGAUAUGGCCUGAAAACUACCAUCUAUCCGAUCAUGCUCGGCUCACCGCACUGUUCUCACCGGUUAAGCUAAGGAGCUCACGGCAAAAACUAUAGCAGGAGACAAGUUUGGUCACACAUGGAAAACAAAGGAAAUGGAAAAGUAGUUUUGGAAACAGAUUUCUUUUUUUGUAUAGUUGAUGGCGAACAAACAGCAAAUAUAAGAAAACGGAAACGCCAGUUAGGUUAGGGCAAGCAGAUUUUACAAGUAAUCUAAUCUUCUUUAUUCUUUUUUUA
Molecule: messenger RNA, 1731 nt
Organism: Hibiscus syriacus
Lineage: Eukaryota; Viridiplantae; Streptophyta; Magnoliopsida; Malvales; Malvaceae
Exons: 11
Coding region: 172-1551 (459 amino acids)
Molecular function (GO): 3'-5'-RNA exonuclease activity; calcium ion binding
Source: RefSeq, a predicted model, not a curated record